UAGGAAUCUGAGUAUUGACACCAUGUCCCGAGUUGUGAUCUUCGUUUGCCUGUUAAUGCUGGCAUCAGCUGUUGUGAGUUUUGACCUGCCGAAACUGCCGGAAACACCCAAGUUGCCGGACACACCAAAGAUUCCCGAUGCCCCUAAGCUGCCUGACCCUUCAAAAACACCAGACACCAAAGGCCUACAGGACGUAGGAAACAAUUAGAGUACCCCGACAGAUCCUAGAAUCUCAGACCAAAGUAUACCGAAGCACGAUAAAAGAAUAAUGUAUAACCUCUUAACUUCUUAAACCAAGGCAUAUUAAAGGAGCUCCG
Messenger RNA from Chilo suppressalis (striped riceborer), 317 nucleotides. The record is from the annotation of a GenBank genome assembly. NCBI's taxonomy places the organism in Eukaryota, Metazoa, Arthropoda, Insecta, Lepidoptera, Crambidae.